AAAAGAAGUGCUUAAUUCUUUCAAAUGCUACGAAGGCCGAAAAUUCCGAUCCUCCCCCAUCAUUAUGCUUCUGUACUGAAAUCUUGCAUCUCUCAAAAAUCCAUAGAACCGGGAAAACAAAUCCACGCGCGCUUAUGCCUUAACGGCGUCGUCUUGUCCAACGUCAAUUUAGCCACACAGCUCGUCAAUCUCUACACCGUCUGCAAAUUUCUAAGGCACGCCCACCACCUGUUCGAUAAAAUUCCCAGCCCAAAUAUUUUCCUCUGGAACAUUCUGAUUCGUGGGUAUGCCUGGAACGGGCCGCACGAAGCCGCAAUUUCUUUAUACCGUCAACUUAUCGAUCAAGAACUCGUCCCCGACAAGUUCACGUUCCCCUUUGCGCUGAAAGCCUGCUCGGCCCUUUCGGAAAUCGACGUGGGUAGAGAAAUCCACGAGCGAGUGAAGAAAACAGGGUUGGAAACAGAUGUUUUCGUAGGUGCUGCGCUGAUCGAUAUGUACGCAAAAUGUGGCUGCGUUAGCGAGUCCCGCCAAGUGUUCGACAAAAUCGCGGAUAAGGAUGUCGUGCUGUGGAAUUCAAUGCUUGCUGCUUAUUCUCAAAACGGGCAUCCAGAGGAGUGUUUGAAACUAUGCAGUGAAAUGGCGUCGAGAGGUUAUCUUAAACCCACGGAAGCUACUUUAGUUACAGCUAUAUCAGCUUCGGCCGAUUCAUCGGCAGUUAUUCAAGGACGAGAGCUUCACGGGUACAGCUGGCGGAUAGGGUUUAAAUUCAACGACAAGGUCAACACAGGCCUUAUUGAUAUGUAUGCCAAGAGUGGCAACGUUGAAGCUGCGAGGGUCUUAUUCGAGGGCUUAUCCGAAAAGAGGCUGGUUUCUUGGAACGCAAUGAUCACAGGCUACGCAAUGCACGGUCACGCGCACGAAGCUCUCCAUCUGUUCGACAAAAUGUCCGAAAGAAUCCAGCCCGAUGAAAUAACCUUCGUGGGGGUUCUAUCAGCUUGCAAUCACGGAGGAUUGAUAGAUGAAGGGCGUAUGUACUUCGACUCGAUGAUUAACAACUAUGGUAUAAAACCGAAUAUUCAGCACUACACGUGCAUGGUCGAUCUUCUUGGCCAUUCCAACCGUUUAGACGAAGCCUAUAGUUUGGCAAUGAAUAUGAAUGUGGCGCCCGAUUGUGGCGUGUGGGGUGCGUUGCUCAACUCGUGCAAGAUUCACAAGAAUGUGGAGAUGGGGGAGAUUGCUUUCGAGAGAUUGAUCGAGAUGGGUCGCGAAUGUUCCGGAAGCUACGUGAUUAUGUCGAAUAUUUACGCUCAAGCCGGAAAAUGGGAAGGGGUUGCAAAGGUGAGGAAAUCGAUGCGCGAGACGAAAUCGAUUAAGAAAAGCGUCGGGUGUAGUUGGGUUGAGGUGAGAGGGAAAGUGCAUGCUUUUUCAUGCGGCGAUAAUAGCAAUACUUCUCAUCCGAUGUGGGACGACAUUUCUGCCGAAUUGAAUGAAUUGGGUGGUUUAAUCGCGGCUGCGGGUUACGUUGCGAAUGUUUCGCCGGUUUUUUACGACGUCGAGAGCGACGAGAAGGCGGAGAUGAUGAGGUGGCAUAGUGAGAGGGUGGCGGUUGCUUUUGGAUUGAUUAGCACUCCGGCCAGGAGCAAGCUUCUUAUUACCAAAAAUUUAAGAAUUUGCGAGGACUGCCACGUGGCGGUCAAGAUUGUUUCUAGGGUUAAGGAGAGAGAAAUUGUUGUUAGGGAUGUGAACAGGUAUCAUCGGUUUGUCUGUGGUGUGUGUUCUUGCGGUGAUUUUUGGUGAAAACAUUUUUUUUUAAUAUUAAAAAUUAUGAUUAGAGAAAUAAA
This is a messenger RNA of Erythranthe guttata (spotted monkey flower), 1841 nucleotides long. Its product is annotated as pentatricopeptide repeat-containing protein At4g21065. NCBI's taxonomy places the organism in Eukaryota, Viridiplantae, Streptophyta, Magnoliopsida, Lamiales, Phrymaceae. The record is from RefSeq and is a predicted model, not a curated record. Gene Ontology annotation, biological process: RNA modification. Gene Ontology annotation, molecular function: zinc ion binding; protein binding; RNA binding.